This is a messenger RNA of Sciurus carolinensis (gray squirrel), 991 nucleotides long. RefSeq names its product leukocyte immunoglobulin-like receptor subfamily A member 6. The coding region runs from base 44 to 844 and encodes 266 amino acids. Lineage: Eukaryota; Metazoa; Chordata; Mammalia; Rodentia; Sciuridae. The record is from RefSeq and is a predicted model, not a curated record. The transcript is spliced from 5 exons.
GACCUCCUCCAUCUGCAGAGCCAGGACCUGGGGAGGAGACGCCAUGACCCCCACCCUCACGGCCCUGCUCUGCCUUGGGCUGAGUCUGGGCCCCAGGACCCGAGGGCAGCAAGGGACCCUCCCCAAACCCACCUUGUGGGCUGAGCCAGGAUCUGUGAUCACCUUGGGGAGGCCAGUGACCCUCUGGUGUGAGGGAACCCUGAAGUCCAAGGUGUACCGUCUGAAGAAAGAUGGAAGACCAGUGCCCUGGGGCACAAAGAUCCCACAGAAGACCAGGAACAAGGCCAAGUUCCCCAUCCCAACCAUGACACAGCACCAUGCAGGGCGAUAUCAAUGCCACUAUCACAGCCCUGCUGGCUGGUCAGAGUGCAGUGACCCCCUGGAGCUCCAGGUCUCAGGGCUGUCCAGGAAGCCCUCCCUCCUGACCCAGCACAGCCCAGUCCUGGACCCUGGAGAGAAUGUGACCCUCCAGUGUCACUCAGACAGUGGCUAUGACAGAUUUGCUCUGUCCAAGGAGGGCGGACAGGACCUCCCACAGCUCCCUGGCCAGCAGCUCCAGGCUGGGCUGUCUCAGGCCACCUUCCUUCUGGGCCCUGUGAGAGGCUCCCAUGGGGGUCGGUACAGAUGCUACGGUGGACACAGGCUCUCCUCUGAGUGGUCAGCCCCCAGUGACCCCCUGGACAUCCUGGUCACAGGACAGCUCCCUGCCACACCCUCCCUCUCAGUGCAGCCGGGUCCCACAGUGUCCUCAGGAGAGAACGUGACCCUGCUGUGUCAAUCAAGGAUCCAGUGGGACACCUUCCUUCUGGUCAAGGAGGGGGCAGCUGAUCCCCCCUGCGUCUGAGACCAGAGUCCAGAGCUCCAGGGUUCCAGGCAGAAUUCUCCAUGAGAGCUGUGACCUCAGCCCUGGCGGGGACCUACAGGUGCUAUGGGUCUCAAAGCUCAUCCCCCUACCUGCUGUCAUGGCCCAGUGCCCCCGUGGUCCUGGUGG